Messenger RNA from Zingiber officinale, 1207 nucleotides. RefSeq names its product protein PHR1-LIKE 2-like. Gene Ontology annotation, molecular function: DNA-binding transcription factor activity; DNA binding. The transcript has 6 exons. The record is from RefSeq and is a predicted model, not a curated record. The coding region runs from base 315 to 998 and encodes 227 amino acids. NCBI's taxonomy places the organism in Eukaryota, Viridiplantae, Streptophyta, Magnoliopsida, Zingiberales, Zingiberaceae.
UUGUCAAUUCAAUGGUUGCUGCUCUCAUGGCGAUUUCCAUACUGUUCAUUCCUUUCUUAUCCUUGUUCGCCUCGCAGCUUUCGUCUUUGAUCACACAUCUCCGACGCAGACUUCAAAUCGGUGAAAAAACGAUGAAGAUAUCGAGGAAAGGAAGCUUUGUUUCGGUAAUGGCAUGAUUAAGGACUAAGGAGGCGACAAAUCUUGGUUUUGUGCCUUUGUUAGUGCAAUGGCUUGAGCUAGGAGACAAAAAGCUACGCCCUUUCCCUUCCGUGCCCUUUCGCCUUUCGAGGAUCGCUUUUCCACGCGAAAGGAGGAUGUUUUCGGGGUUGAUCCGCCGACCGGAAGCUUCGAUUUUGCCGGAGGAGGCGCAGGGCCCGAGCCUGGCGCUGACGGCGGAGCCCAAGCCGCGCCUCCGAUGGACAUCCGAGCUCCACGAUCGCUUCGUCGACGCCGUCGCUCAUCUUGGGGGACCUGAAAAGGCAACACCAAAGGCUAUCAUGCGGACAAUGGGCAUUAAAGGACUUACGCUGUUUCACCUGAAAAGUCAUCUCCAGAAAUACAGAUUAGGAAAGCAAUCAGGCAGAGAGAUGACUGAUCAGUCAAAAGACGCUUCCUUCCAUUCGGAGAAUCUAAGCAACAAUGCUUUAUCCCCAAGAGUGCCUAUGCCUGAUGUCAACGAUUCUUCUGCUUUCAGAGGUCGGGAAGUAAAGGAGGCAUUACAAGCACAAAUGGAAGUACAAAGCAGACUGUUUGAACAAGUGGAGGUUCAGAAGCAUAUGCAGAUCCGAAUGGACGCGUUUCAUAAGUACAUCGAUUCCUUACUUGCAAAGGCUUAUGAGAUAGCAUCAGAUCAAGUCGCUUUGACUAGUUUCGAUUCAACUGAGCAUCAUGGACUUGCAGACAUGCCAGGCAGAACCAUUUGCACCUCCUCGUCCGAUCUCUUGACCCAAUCUGUUCUCUAUCAGUUAUCCAUGAGCUCGAUGAACAUGCCUACCUGAUUGUCGGAGUAGUAUUGUUCCAUCGCAGGAGGCCACUUCUUCCUUGGAAGCCAUAUGAAGUGAAGAACAAACCAUGCUGAUCGAAACUGCUAUCACUGCACUAGAUCUCUCUUUCCUUUGUAAAUGGAGAAAGAAGCAUUAGCCUUUUGUAAGAUGAUUGAAAACACUCCAAAAUUGUUUACAUGAAGUUUGUUCUUGUUCUUGAGCCA